Messenger RNA from Eremothecium cymbalariae DBVPG#7215, 975 nucleotides. RefSeq names its product GTPase-activating protein RGS2 (gene RGS2). The transcript has a single exon. The record is from RefSeq and is a predicted model, not a curated record. Bases 1 to 975 code for a protein of 324 amino acids. Lineage: Eukaryota; Fungi; Ascomycota; Saccharomycetes; Saccharomycetales; Saccharomycetaceae.
AUGGGUUACAAAAUACCGACGUUACAGGAAUUAUUAGAUUUGCAGCAGCAGCGGCAAGACAACAAAAAUGAGCCAGUGACCAUUCAAGAGCAGAAGCUGCCUUUACAAGCUACGUUGGUGAUGUUCCAUGACUUUCUUAGGAAGACACAUUGUGAUGAGAACUUGCAAUUCUGGCUUAUGACAGAUCCAUUUGUGUCUCAGGAGCAACAGCAGCUAGGCCGAGCUAUGGGAAAUUGGAAUCGGAUAUAUGACACUUUCAUUAGGCAGAAUUCCCCUAAAGAGUGUAAUUUUCCGGAAAGUAUUAGGACAGUAUUUGAUGACCAUUACUCGCUCCAGUCUAUUCCCGAGAGACAGCAAAUCGAACUUGCCAGGAAUCAUAUUUUGAAUCUUUUGGAAGAUGCGUACACUAGAUUCCAUCGACAUCUUUUGGAUAGCUGCAACAUUAAUAACGGUAAAUUCAAGCCGUUCACCCAUCAAAAGUCUGUUUCUGCGGGGAGUGCUGUCAACAGUAAUUCUUCCUCGGCAUAUCAAAGUGCGCCGCGCUACCAUCGUAACUCAUUAUCCAGACCACCACUAAGAAUUUCCAAUUCGGAUGCUGAUCCUAGAACAACACGACGGAUGAGCGAAUGUGCUGUUAGUGACGAUGAUGAUGAAUGUUACUUAUCGGUGUACUCUGAAUCCACACGGCCAUCGUCGUCAAGAAGACUUUCUAUUUCGACGAAGCAGCGUCAGCAGCAUCUGUCCACAUCUGCUCUAUCCGGCUUACACAACAACGCCGUGUCCUCUUUGAGGGCGUCCAAGAGCAACCCACAAACUGUCGCUAUCCUGGAAGGGAACGCCAGAAACACUUCCUGUUCUAUACUUAUGAAUACAGCGGCUACCACGGCCUGCAAACUAAAAACCCGAAAGCAAAUUUUUAGCAAGUUUAAGUUCGGGAGAAGGAGUAGCAGCAGCAGUAGCACGUCAUCAAGUUGA